CCGUGAAGACGUGACAAAAUGUCGCCCAUGAAAUCUUGUCGUCUUCUUACCCUUAUUCUGUUUAUUUUGGCGGAAUAUGCGAGUUGUGAAAUCUACACGGCCGUGUUUCGUAUCCAAGAGGCUCUCAAGGAGGAGGCGACACUUUUGAAGGAAGCAAGAGAUGUUAUAAAUUGCAUGGAGCAUAUGGGAAGGGAGGACACAGCAAUUGAUAAAUUAAGAAGAUUUGUUGACGCGACAGCUGCUGCCCGCAGGAACACGUCCAGACAGUGGGAUCAUCCUCUCGCUGGGUACCAUCUUGUCCAUCGUAUGUUGGGCUGGUACGAGGUGGCCGCAGGCUUAGAUGAUAUCAUUGAUAAUGAGCGCGUUGACAGGUUCCUUGAAAUGAUCCCAUGGAAGCACCCGAACAGGAGCAAGAGUUUCCCUGGGCCUUCGGACCGGACUGGUGUAGCCACAGCAAUAAUUAAUCUCCGACAGUACUACGGCAUCAGUUUCGAGGACUGGGCGGCUGGCCGGGUAGCAGGAAUUCGUGUUGAACCAUUGACCGUUGACGAAUUCUACCAUGUUGGUGAAACUGCCUCGCAUAUUUCCCGGUAUGAACAAGCAGUAGAUUGGCUAGAGGAGACAGUCCGCCGUCUUGAGAACAAAGCACCUGCAAAGAGAAUGAACCUCCGCCGGGCUAAACGGCAGCUUGCACGAACAUACCGUUACAAUUCUCAGUUUGAAAAGGCCAUGAAUCUCAGCAGGGGGCUCCAUCUGCAUGAUCCAAUGUCCACUGUCUUAGAGGACGAAUACCACAACUACCAACGUUUGUUCAAAGAAGCCAAUGAAACUGUCACUCCGCCCCGGCUUAAUCUAAUGGAAACGAUCAGGAAAACAGAGAUACAGCUUUGUCGAGGCAAUGAGAAGUACGCCAAGUCUGACAAGGAGUUGGUCUGCUUUGAGAAGGAGGUCGAUUUCUUCGAACGCUUCAAGCUGGAAGAGAUAUCGAAAGACCCUGAGUUGUACGUCAUCCAUGAUACGCUGACAAACAAACAAGUUGAUGAUGCUGUCAAUAAUAAUGUGCUGAGGAAAUCGAUUAGCCGAAUGGGUACAUACGGGAGCCAGACGACAGAUAUAAGAAUUGUCCAAGGAACUUCGCUAACGAUGCAUAUGACGGAGUUUGCCUAUGGGCUUGAAGAUACAAUCGGCCGAGUGACUGGCUUGGAUGCAAUAGGGAAGACAAGAGCAAAGAACAGAUGGCCGUCGGAUGACCUGCUUCUGGUGAACUACGGUAUAGGUGGACUGUACAACACGCAUCACGACUCAAUGGAGACGGGGCGACCUCAGUUUAAAGAAACCGGGAGAAGAAUUGCCACAUGGAUAACUUAUCUGAGUAACGUGACGAAAGGUGGCGGUACGAUCUUCCCUGAACUGAACAUCAAGGUAGACGCGAAGAAGGGGGCGAGCUUAUUCUGGUACAACCACUAUCGGAACGGUACGCUAGAUGAGAGGCUGGAGCAUUCGGGAUGCCCUGUUCUGAUGGGAAGUAAAUGGAUUGUCACGAAGUGGAUCCGAGAGCACGAAAACAUGUUCAGGAGACCAUGUUCUUUAAAUAAGCUUGAAUAGCAUCAGCGAAACAUCAUAGGAUUGCGGGGAGAACCGUGGUUUCAAAAAUUUGCCAAUCCAUAUCAAGUUCCAAGUUUUUGGCGAAAAAUAAAUGCUGGAUGCAGCCUAACUGAAUAUGUGUUCUUUUUGAUUACUUUUAGU
This is a messenger RNA of Lineus longissimus, 1746 nucleotides long. RefSeq names its product prolyl 4-hydroxylase subunit alpha-1-like. Bases 19 to 1605 code for a protein of 528 amino acids. Gene Ontology annotation, biological process: peptidyl-proline hydroxylation to 4-hydroxy-L-proline. Gene Ontology annotation, molecular function: iron ion binding; protein binding; procollagen-proline 4-dioxygenase activity. The transcript has 13 exons. The record is from RefSeq and is a predicted model, not a curated record. Gene Ontology annotation, cellular component: endoplasmic reticulum. NCBI's taxonomy places the organism in Eukaryota, Metazoa, Nemertea, Pilidiophora, Heteronemertea, Lineidae.